AUGAUCGUAUCGUUGAGAUUGGCAGUAUCGGUUUAUGCCUUUAUCGGAUCGAUCGGAGCCCACCGGUUGGAAGAUACGCUGCACGUGAGACAUUCUAAAUGCGAAAUUCCUGGUGAACUACACGAAGGGGUGUGUCGAUCCAUAGUGGAGUGCCCAGCUUUCCAGAAGAUAAUGAAUGGCAGCGAUGUACGGCUAAUCGGUCGGGAAGAAUUCGUGGAAAAGUUGAAAUGUGGAAAACACGAUGGCUCAGAGGUUUGUUGUCCUUCUGGGGAAACUUACCGAUUACUCGAAGCGGAAGAGGAUGACUAUUGCGGUGUGCAGGCGCUCAAAUUUCGAAUCAAAGGUGGUUCGAUCACGGAAAUCGAUGAGUUCCCUUGGAUGGCAAUGCUGCUUCGGCAGAAUCGAAACACCAAUUCAUUGUAUUAUCAUUGCGGAGCAGCACUGAUUAGUCGAACUUUCGUACUAACGGCAGCUCAUUGCGUCGCUAUUGAUGCAGCGGACAAGAAGCAAGAUUUAUUGAAAUAUGUUCGUCUGCGUGAGUACAACAUCUUUCAGGAUCCCGAUUGCGUGCUGGGAGGCGGUUUUAUGGAUUGCGCCGAAGAAAAACUGGACUAUAAACCACGCGCAGUGUUGAUCCAUCCGGGAUUCACGCUUGAUUCGCCCAGCUAUGAUCAUGACGUUGGCCUGAUUCAGAUAGAACCGGUUCCCCCGUACUCGGAUUUUCUGCGCCCGAUUUGUCUCCCUGAGCUCGAGGUGGACAAUGGGGCCCACCCUGGAGGUGUGUUCAGUGUUGCCGGCUGGGGGAAGACUGAUUUUUUUAGCAAAGAUCUCGGAUCGGUGAGCUUCAGUCCAAUCAAGUUAAAGGUAAUGCUGCCCUUUUUUGGCCUGGAUCAGUGUAAGAAAGUGUACGAAGAACUGAACGUGUCCCAUCUACGGGAGACGCAACUUUGCGCCGGUGGCCGAAGGUCGAAAGAUUCCUGCGCGGGAGAUAGUGGGUCCCCGCUGAUGCACUACGAUCGCCGGAAAGCGGUUUGGGUACUGACCGGAGUGGCCAGUUUCGGUGUUCAGGAUUGCGGCCGGCCCGGAGUGCCCGGUGUUUACACUAAUGUGCGGGAGUAUUUGACGUGGAUAAAGCAAAAUAUACGCAGUAUUUAA
Molecule: messenger RNA, 1155 nt
Organism: Sabethes cyaneus
Lineage: Eukaryota; Metazoa; Arthropoda; Insecta; Diptera; Culicidae
Product: CLIP domain-containing serine protease B8-like
Exons: 5
Coding region: 1-1155 (384 amino acids)
Biological process (GO): proteolysis
Molecular function (GO): serine-type endopeptidase activity
Source: RefSeq, a predicted model, not a curated record